Haliotis rubra (blacklip abalone) is the source of this 1549-nucleotide messenger RNA. RefSeq names its product homeobox protein CHOX-CAD-like. Lineage: Eukaryota; Metazoa; Mollusca; Gastropoda; Lepetellida; Haliotidae. The record is from RefSeq and is a predicted model, not a curated record. Gene Ontology annotation, molecular function: RNA polymerase II transcription regulatory region sequence-specific DNA binding; DNA-binding transcription factor activity, RNA polymerase II-specific. Bases 215 to 1165 code for a protein of 316 amino acids. Gene Ontology annotation, biological process: animal organ morphogenesis; cell differentiation; embryo development. The transcript is spliced from 2 exons. Gene Ontology annotation, cellular component: nucleus.
UUCGAUACAACAAGGAUUUAUCAGUGACAGGUUGAACACGCAAGUCGAUAUUUGAUAUAUCAGAUUUUAAUCUUGUAUCUCCCGACACAAGGAAAACCUGGAAAAAUAUUUCCGUAUCGUCAGUUUCUUGGAGCUUUCACAAGUGACUUGUUGAUAUUUUGUCGGGUCAGCUCCCGUACAUCAUAACCCCAAAGCUGAGACUGUUCAGACCAGAAUGGCCCUGUGUCACGAGAAUAGUGCCGCGAUGUUCGCUUCCAGACCCUCGCCAAACACAUACAGCUACCCAAGUUUUGGGUACCCUACCCAGGGAGGGUACGGUCAGGAAUAUGGACAGUACGCUAUGACCGACCCUAGCGCUCUUCAACAGUCGUGGAUGUACGGCAGCGCACCCCGUCCUGCACAUGGAGGGAUGGACGACUGGGGUCAGGCCUACACUGUCCCCACAACCACGACCGCCACCCUUCAACAGGGACCCUACAACUUCUCCUACCGUACCCACGAGACGGGAUACCCCCAACCAGUCGUCACACAGGCGGACAGUCCACACCUUACAGUCCUUGACAACCCUCACCCACAGGAUUCAUGUUCACCACCCGGCACCACAGCAAGCCUCAGUCCCGGGGGUGGCAACAAUGCCAAGCAGCUCCGAGCUCCCUUCGAAUGGAUGAAAUGUUCACAACAAGCCCCGGCUCCUGGUAAGACACGCACCAAAGACAAGUACCGAGUUGUGUACAGCGAUCACCAGCGUCUGGAACUGGAGAAAGAGUUCCACUACAGCCGUUACAUCACCAUACGCCGUAAAGCCGAGCUCGCCAACCAACUCCAACUGUCCGAGAGACAAGUCAAGAUCUGGUUCCAGAACCGUCGGGCCAAGGAAAGGAAACAGAACAAGAAGAAGGACAGCACUGACAAGCUCUCCCCUGACUCCCCCUCCGAGAUGUCCGGUAUCCCCCAACAGUACUCUCAGGUCUCCCCCACGAUGCCCAACCUCCCCCCUGUGACGUCACAGCAUCAGCUUCUCGUACCAUCACAUUCCAUGUAUGAAACGAAGCCAGAACACCAUUCACCAACCUCAUCCGUUCUCUCUAGUCACGUACAAGUUCCGGUCUCUAUGGCACAUGCGCAUUCACCACUUCCUGUGACCAAAUGUGAAAAUGACUAUUAGUUUGUGAGAAAGAAAUUGACUUUAUAACGAGAACAAAGGAGAUUUAUAGACAAUGCGACUCAUCCGUUUUACACCCGUAGUCUGCAAUAUGAGAUUUUAUUUACGGAGGUUAUGUGCAAAAGAACAUUCACUCUGUGUUGUGCAGUACGACUGUUGUGCUAGUGUCUGUAUGUGACUGUCAGCGAGGAAUGCAGCUAAAGUGAUUUCAAGGACACGUGGCCUUUUGUGAUUUGCGUUGUAUUUGUCCGGGGUACACAAAGUAUGUAAAUAAGAAACGAGACGUGCCCUCUGACUUCUGUAUAUAUAUAUUUUUUGUCACCAUGUCAAAUAUUUAUGAAAAAAGUUGAAAUUACAACUUUUAAUAUAAAAUACAAAUCUGAGAAA